UUUUAUUUUUUUUUAUUUUUAGAAGCAUUCAUAUAUUAUGAUUAUUAUAAGAUCAAAAUUAUAGUAAAAUAACUUGAAGAUCGGUUUUUAGUUUGUAAUUCGCCAAUAAAAACACAGAAACUACUCAUUUAUUCAACCUCAACCACACUUGUUUCUUCUUUCUUCACACAAGUCCCAAUCCAUUUCAAACACCUCAAAAAUGACGACCCACGUCAAAGAUUUCUUCGCCGGAAUCUUGGACUCCGGUAAGAACAUCAACUUAUCCAACAAAAGAAAAAAACUCUUCUUAACUACUUUUACAUCAAUCCUACUACUCUCGGCUGUAAUCGGCAUUGUCAUCGGAGUCAAAUCUCGAAACUCCACCACAGAAAGCAUCAGAGUUUCAGCCGCCCAUGCCGUCGUAAAAUCAUCAUGCAGCGCCACCUUGUACCCAGAACUAUGCUAUUCCACCAUCACCAGCCACCCCGAUAUGACCAAAAAGGUCAAAACCCAAAAGGACGUGAUCGAGCUUGCUGUUAAUAUAACAACCACUGCCGUCGAGCACAGCUACUUCCAGAUAAAGAAACUCACCACUCGCAAAGGUCUAACGCAGCGCCAGAUCACGGCGCUUCACGACUGCCUGGAGAUGGUAUCGGAGACAUUGGACGACCUCCACGAUGUCAUCAAAGACCUCGAAGAGUAUCAAACCAAAAAAUCCAUCAAGCAGCAUGCCGACGACCUCAAGACGCUAAUGAGCUCCGCCAUCACCAACCAAGAAACUUGUCUCGACGGCUUCUCCCACGACGAAGCGGACAAGAAACUCCGUAAAUCGCUGGAAAAAAGCGAGAGGAGAGUGGAGAAGAUGUGCAGCAAUGCAUUGGCCAUGAUUUGUAACAUGACGAGAACAGAUUUGGCGAAUGAGAGGAAAAUUAACGGGAGGAAAUUGAAGGAGGAACAGAAUAAUGCAUGGCCGGAGUGGUUAUCUACCGGAGAUAGGAGGUUGUUGCAGUCAGGGACGGUGAAGGCAAACGUGGUGGUUGCUGCCGAUGGUAGUGGAAACUACAAGACGGUGGCGGCUGCGGUGGCAGCAGCGCCGUCAAAGAGCAAGACAAGGUACGUGAUUAGGAUAAAGGCCGGUGUUUACCGGGAAAACGUGGAGGUGCCGUCGGCCAAAACUAACAUAAUGUUUAUGGGAGAUGGAAGAAAGAAUACCAUCAUCACCGGUAGCCGGAGCGUUAAAGGAGGAAGCACCACUUUCGAUUCCGCCACCGUGGCUGUCGUAGGUGAUGGAUUCUUAGCACGUGACAUAACAUUUCAAAACACCGCCGGAGCUGCAAACCACCAAGCGGGGGCACUUCGCGUCGGCUCAGAUUUUUCCGCAUUCUAUCAAUGUGACAUGUUGGCAUACCAAGACACCCUUUACGUCCACAGUAACCGUCAAUUUUACAUCAACUGCUUCAUCGCCGGCACCGUGGAUUUCAUCUUCGGCAACGCUGCAGUGGUAUUCCAGAACUGCGACAUCCAUGCACGCCGCCCUGGACCCGGUCAAAAGAACAUGCUCACGGCACAAGGCCGCACCGACCCUAACCAAAACACAGGGAUUGUGAUUCAAAAGUGCAGGAUAGGUGCCACUUCCGACCUCCUACCGGUGAUAGGGAGUUUUCCGACGUAUCUAGGACGACCAUGGAAACUCUAUUCAAGAACUGUGGUGAUGCAAUCAACGGUUAGCAAUGUGAUUCAUCCAGCCGGAUGGUUUGAGUGGGAUGGGAACUUUGCGCUUGAUAGUUUAAGCUACCGUGAAUACCAGAACACUGGUGCCGGAGCUGGAACUUCCGGUAGAGUAAAAUGGAAAGGGUUCAAGGUGAUUACAAGUUCAUCAGAGGCUCAAGGGUAUACUCCGGCAAACUUCAUUUCAGGGGGUAGUUGGUUAAGCUCUACUACCUUCCCUUAUUCACUCAAUCUGUGAACAAAUGGAUCGAUUUAGGGUAACUGUUGUGUGUAAGAGGAUGAAAGUUUUGUAUCGAAUAAUUUGGUUGUUUUCUUUAGGUGGAGUUUGACGU
Molecule: messenger RNA, 2039 nt
Organism: Lactuca saligna
Lineage: Eukaryota; Viridiplantae; Streptophyta; Magnoliopsida; Asterales; Asteraceae
Source: the annotation of a GenBank genome assembly